Scleropages formosus (Asian bonytongue) is the source of this 3112-nucleotide messenger RNA. Its product is annotated as bestrophin-3-like. The record is from RefSeq and is a predicted model, not a curated record. The coding region runs from base 1426 to 3024 and encodes 532 amino acids. NCBI's taxonomy places the organism in Eukaryota, Metazoa, Chordata, Actinopteri, Osteoglossiformes, Osteoglossidae. Gene Ontology annotation, molecular function: chloride channel activity. The transcript has 8 exons.
CUUUGAAAAGUUGUCCCUGUACUGCGAUAAGUACGCUGAGCAGAUCCCUGUGACGUUCGUGCUCGGGACAGCUCUUUGCCUGCUCUGCUCAAGCAUGUGAGAUUCUUCCACCCGAGAGCACUGAGCUUGUCUCGAACCCAUUCGAACAGACAGAGGCCGUGAGUGUCACGCCGCUUCCUAUGAGCCAUCCACCAAAGUCCAGACAACUGCUUCUGCUGCUAUUCCAUGUUCUAUUCGUAACAUCUUUUCCUGCUUUAAAAUGAUCCACAACUGGAAAAAUAUGUUCAGGAGGCUGUGCAUACAGCCUUGGGAUGGCUGCAGAACAUGCAAGUGUGUGGCACAGGCGCCAAUGGACUAAAUGGGAAUAAACCGCAAUUGCAGCUAUUUGCCUGCAGUCAGGCAGCAGAAAUAUGGCGCUACUAAGGCUGUUAUUCUGCCAUCUGUAAUCCUACAUGGCAUUGACGGUAAGAUGAUAAGUGGCACUUGCAUCUCUGCUGCUCUUCUGUUUGUCGUCUCGCAGCAUUAGGGUGAGGUCAGAUCCAGGUGUCAGACAGGGGAAGCGCCAGCAGGUGACAGAGCCAUUUCUGUAGGUGUGGGCUACUUUACACUUGCAGAGGAGAGAAACGUGUGAAAUGUGAAGGAAAAGCAGGGAAGGAUAAGUUCUGGACACAUUACUGCCCAUGGAUUUUGGAUUCCUUUUGUUGUACGUUUUGAUGCUCAACCAAGGGGACCUCGUAGUUGGGAAAGGAUUACUUAGACAAUACUCUACGACCUGUAGAAAUAAACAGGUUGGUGUUUUUGAAGUACAAAAAAACAUUUUGAAUGAAAUUUUGUGUUACGUGGAAGAGCCACGAUAUAGCGCUGAGCCUUGCACAACACUGCAUGUAUCUAUAAAAAACAUUUUGCAUUUCAUCACAUUGUACUUUUCCUUCAACUUUUCACCUUGACUUUCUGGAAUGGACACUUAUCUGUGUGGGUUGGAGUCUGCUAGUACUUUCUCUAUGUGACCCUGUGUUAAGCUUCAGUAUCAGAUAAGUACCAGUAUGAAACACUGUACUGUACAUCCAUGUUGCUUGUUAUUCAUUUUAACUAUGUGCAAUCCUGUUUGUGGCUUUUAGAAUCCCUUAAAACAAAAGCACUGUAACGGCUAAUCAGAGUGGAGGCUCAGUACCCUGCAGGACUACAUGCCAGUUUGGAUUUUCAUCUAUGAUGUAGUUUCUCUCCUGCUUGGCUGCAGAUGCCUCCUCGUUCACUGCAUUAGCAGUACAAUAUUUUACAGUACAGUACAGUUCUGAUCCUGCUUGGAUCCCACCCUCCCAGCCCCAGAGCAAUGUGCAUGUCCUGUUUCUGUUAGGUUUCUAUGUGACACUGGUGGUGAACCGCUGGUGGAACCAAUUUGUGAACCUACCGUGGCCGGAUCGCCUCAUGUUCCUCAUAUCCAGCUGUGUGCAGGGCCGCGAUGAGCAGGGCCGCCUGCUCCGGCGCACACUGGUGCGCUACGUCAACCUCACCUCCCUGCUCAUCUUCCGCUCUGUCAGCACAGCCGUCUGCAAGCGCUUCCCCACCAUGGAUCACGUGGUGGAGGCAGGCUUCAUGACUCCUGAGGAGAGGAAGAUCUUUGAGAAUCUCAAGUCCCCCCACCUCAAGUAUUGGGUGCCUGUGGUGUGGUUCACCAAUCUGGCUUCUAAGGCGAGAAAGGAGGGCCGCAUCCAGGACAGCGUGGACUUGCAGGCCAUUUUCAAUGAGAUGAACAAGUUCAGGACAUGGUGUUCCACCCUGUUUGGUUAUGACUGGGUGGGGAUCCCGCUGGUGUACACACAGGUUGUGACCCUGGCUGUUUACACCUUCUUCUUCGCUUGCAUCAUCGGGCGGCAGUUCCUGGACCCUGCACAAGGCUACCCGGGACAUGACCUGGACCUUUAUGUGCCCAUCUUCACACUGCUGCAGUUCUUCUUCUACUCCGGUUGGCUCAAGGUGGCGGAGCAGCUGAUUAACCCCUUUGGAGAAGAUGAUGAUGACUUUGAGGUCAACUGGUGUAUUGACAGAAAUUUGCAGGUGUCCCUGAUGGCCGUCGAUGAGAUGCACAUGAACAUUCCACGCAUGACCAAGGACAUUUACUGGAACGACUCCAACGUGAGGCCUCCUUACACGCUGGCUGCAGCCGACUACUGCAUCCCAUCCUUCCUGGGGUCCACCACUGACAUGGGUCUGUCAGAUGUGCUGCAGUACGAUGACCUAGACUGGCAGGACUUGCGGAAUCGGCGCCAGGAGUCAGUUUUGGGCCGGGUGCGGCGGCUGCUGAGUGUGCAGGAGCCACCAGACCUCACCCACGGUCGUCCCACUUUCAAGCGCCACAGCAGCGACAUCUCCAGUGUCUUCUUCCCCUUCACCCCGGACCACCGGACUCACCCAGCGUAUGAGGACCAGGGCCACCACAGACCUCAUCUAUUCAACUCCCACCCUGGCCGCCCUCACUCCCCUCCAGAGACUCUGACACCCGUACGGGAGGUGAGCAGCAGCCCUUCUUCCCCUGAUUCCCCAGCCUCCACUGAGGUGCCUACAGUGGUGAUCACCCCACCUCCUCCUCAUUCCACGGAUCAAAAGCCCAUGCCCCAGAACAGCGUAGUCGCACCACCCACAGAUAUAUGCUCUCGUGUCGACCACAGAAGCCAGAUGGAGUCAGCGCCGGCCCAAAGACUUCAGACACCAACGGGGAACAACUCCAGUGAGGAGUCUCUGAGCACAGACACUCCUGUGGAUUACAGUCCCACAGAAAUGGGUCCCAAGAAGUUUCGCUGGAGCAUCCCUGCUGACAGGUGGACCCAGGACACAUCCAAGAGCUCUCUGUGCCACCUGCCAAGCCCUAGCGUAGUGGUGAAAAAGAGAGGUCUUGACACAGCCUCCCACUUGCAUGCUGAAUCCGACCAUAGCAAGGCACUACAGAGCCUGGUAGAGACCAGCAGUGAGGAGAGUCUGGAGGAGACCAACCAUCACGACAAAGCGACAACACUGGGGAACUCCUAACAUUGUCACGCACACACACACACACACGCACACACACAGGCCAUACCCCUAUGCCUUGUUAAAGCUAACUUCAGCUAUUGUUCCAAAA